AUGGUGGUGUCCGACUCCCUCAAAGGACAGAAGACUGAAGAGAGACCUGUAAUAACUCAGCUGUCCCACAAUCAACAGCUGAAAUCUACAAAAAGUGCGCAUACUCAAACUGAAAACUUCUUCACGACUGAGCUCACACUUUAUCUCAACUUUUGCAAGGAAAGCCGAAGAAAAUCAGAGGAACUGAAACCACUGGACUUAAGUCUUCCUAAUAGAGCCAGGAUAGACACUGAGAUGACUGAGGCGCAACAUGGAGGAACUAGUGAAGAAGACGUCAUCGAAGUAAGUACAGGAGGAUCUGGUCACCUGUCCUUAUCUGCAAAGAACAAAGAGAGGACCCCCAGCUCUGAAGACCCCCAGUCUGAGAGCGACAAUAAGUCUGCAGAUACAACUGUGUCCAGUGAAGAUGCAGAGGGGCCCAGUCGCACCGCCAAACGGGAGCUGAUGCAGGUUCGAGCUGUUCAGAUGAGACUCAAUGAAUCAUUCUUCUUUAAGACAAAAGGAGAUCGACCUUCGCCCAGACCAGAGUCUCCACUGAUGAAACUGGCUCAGGGCCGAGAGCCCACGAGCCGCAAGAGCCACCGAUGA
Molecule: messenger RNA, 588 nt
Organism: Knipowitschia caucasica
Lineage: Eukaryota; Metazoa; Chordata; Actinopteri; Gobiiformes; Gobiidae
Source: the annotation of a GenBank genome assembly